Molecule: messenger RNA, 984 nt
Organism: Habropoda laboriosa
Lineage: Eukaryota; Metazoa; Arthropoda; Insecta; Hymenoptera; Apidae
Gene: Rheb
Product: GTP-binding protein Rheb homolog
Exons: 6
Coding region: 316-864 (182 amino acids)
Biological process (GO): small GTPase-mediated signal transduction
Cellular component (GO): plasma membrane
Molecular function (GO): GDP binding; GTPase activity; GTP binding
Source: RefSeq, a predicted model, not a curated record
GUGCGUAGUUCACCGUUUGCUUCUAAACUUCCUCUUACGAAAAUUAUAUUUCUAUAUAAAGUACCAGUAUCAAACUACGCGUCAGUGGUUAAGGGAAAACAAUAAUAUUUUUCGUUGGUAGUGUUCAAAAUUUAUUUUAAAGCAUCAUAUAAAUAUCAACUUUUAUUGGACUAAAUACUUGACAUAUAAUACGAGUCGAUAUGUCGAUUAAUAUGAAACGCACCUAAUGUACCUUCUUUUUUUUGGUUUUAACUGGAGCAUGCACCAGCCUUUAUGGACUACUGUUGCAGCGUUUUUGUUUAUAAAUGCUGAAAGAUGCCACCAAAGCAGAGAAAAAUAGCUAUUAUGGGUUACAGAUCCGUAGGCAAGUCAUCAUUGAGCAUACAGUUCGUCGAGGGACAGUUCGUGGAUUCAUAUGACCCUACUAUAGAAAAUACCUUUACAAAAAGUACUCGAGUAAAUAGUCAAGAUUAUGAAGUUAAGUUGGUAGACACAGCAGGUCAAGAUGAAUAUAGCAUAUUUCCUACACAGUAUUCUAUGGACAUCCAUGGUUAUGUCUUGGUAUAUAGCAUAACCAGUGCAAAGAGUUUUGAAGUUGUACAAAUUAUUUAUGACAAGUUAUUGGAUAUAACGGGAAAAGUCCAUGUUCCAAUUGUAUUAGUAGGAAAUAAAACGGAUUUAUAUGUAGAUCGAAUGAUAACAACAGAGCAAGGUAAGCGGUUGGCAGACUCUUGGCACGCAGCUUUCUUAGAAACCAGUGCUAAGCAAAACGAGUCUGUUGCAGAUAUUUUUCAUACAUUAUUGAUUGAAAUCGAAAAAGCAGAUGGAAAUGUACAAGAGAAAUCAAACUGCAUUGUUUCCUGAGCUAUAUUAGCUGGAAAUAUUAUAAUUCAAUGUAAAUGUAUAAAAACAAACGACAAAAUUGGCAUUAUAUUAAUAUACGUCCGGAAACAAAUUAAGUGUAAUAAUAUUAAAAAUAUAAAA